AAUCGCAUAGGAAUUAGACUACAUGCUUUCACAUGAAAAUGUUAAGAAAGAAAAUGCCAAUUUUUCCCCUCAGAAUUACCGCGGUUCUUUUUUUUUUUGUGAUGUUGGGGACAUCUAAUGCACAACUUAGUCCUACGUUUUAUGCUAAGUCAUGCCCCAACACGUCCAACAUUGUACUCGGGGUAGUCAAGCAGGCUCAGGCGCUCAGCAAAAUGAUGCCCGAAUUGGAGCCAAAAUUUUACUUCUUCACUUUUAUGACUGCUUUGUCAAAGGUUGUGAUGGCUCGAUCUUGCUAGACAAUGACAGUGCAAAUGGCGUAACGAGUGAAAAAUAUGCAUGCCCUAAUGCGAAUUCAGUUAUGGUAUUUGAUGUGUUUGACCACAUCAAAACUGCGCUGGGGAACGAAUGUCCCGAUGUUGUUUCUUGUGCUGAUAUUCUUGCCAUUGCAUCUCAAUUCCUGCGUUUGUUUCCACUUUUCAGGCUGGAGGUCCAACAUGGGAAGUGCAGCUGGGAAGAAGAGACAACCGGACUGCAAACAGAAACGGGGUUAACAGCACCCUUCCAUCUCCCUUUGAAAACCCUUGAUCAGAUCACAGCCAAGUUUUCAGAUAUUGGACUUGAUUCUACUGAUCUCGUUGCUUUAUCAGUUCUUUCCCACAGGCUCUACAAUUUCAGCAACGCUGGAAAUCCAGACCCAUCCCUGGACACAGCACACCUGGAAAAACUUCAGGAUGCUUGUCCUCAAGUUGGUAAUGGACGGACAUUAACAAAUCCGGAUCCAUCAACGCCUGAUGGUUUCUACAACAACUACUUCACAAAUAUUCAGAACAACCAGGGCCUUCUCCAGACAGAUCAAGAUUUGUUCUCCACCAGUGGGGCUGAUACUGUGGCCAUUGUCAAUAGGUUUGCUAACAGCCAGAGUGAUUUCUUUGAUAGCUUUGGUCAGUCCAUGAUAAAGAUGGGAAAUAUUAGUCCUUUAACGGGAAAGGAUGGAGAAAUCAGAACCGACUGCAAGAGGGUUAACUGAACACUUGAAAACUUGGGUUAGUUAACAAUUUUCCUCGUUCCAAAUUCAAAGAAAGAAAAAAUUAAUCUGAGAAAGUGAAUUAAAUAAAGGAAGCUAGAUGGA
This is a messenger RNA of Rubroshorea leprosula, 1129 nucleotides long. The record is from the annotation of a GenBank genome assembly. Lineage: Eukaryota; Viridiplantae; Streptophyta; Magnoliopsida; Malvales; Dipterocarpaceae.